AUGUUAUUCGUGCACAAGGAUGCCUCCGCCUACCGGUUCCCUUUCUUCGCCUCGUCUCCGCCGAAAUCGCCGCCGGCUUCCUUAGCGCGUUCCUUCGAAGACGCCCUCGCCGCCCGCCUGGCCGAUCUGCACCUAGACACCGCCUCACUCUCAUGGCUCACCCGCGCCGUCCGCGUCCUCGCUCUCACCCUCGAUGAUGCGGCCGCCCUCCUGGCUGACGCCCCCGUUUCCUCUUCCGAUCGUGACGCCCUCGCUGGCCACCUCGACUCGGGCGUUGCCCUCCUUGACGCCUGCAACGCCGCCUCUGCCGAGAUCGACCGCCUCCUCCGUCGGCGCCUCCAUCUCCGCUUCGCCCUCCACAUCCUCGCCUCCUCCGAUGGAGGCCGCGACGCUGAGAGGCUGCGUAAGGCGCGGGACUCCCUGGAGGAGUGGACCGUCGGCCCCCGUCGCGCCAUCAAGCCAUCCGCCGUCGACCUAGUGAAAUCCCUGGCCCCGGCUAACCCUCCGAAAGGCAAGUUAUCAGUUGCCCGGAGAGCGAUCUACGCCGUCGCGGCGGUUUCCUCCCUGAUCGUCGGCGCCCUCGUGGCCGCCCUCGGCGGCAGCGAGCAUCUCGCCGCCGUUCGCGUCCCUUCCGACCUGCCCUGGGCGAAGGAGUACCACGAUCUCGCCGCGGCGAUAUCGCACAAGCUCGUCGGCGACUGGUUCGCCGCGGAGCUGGAUGCGGCCCAAGCGGCCGUCCAAAAAUUGACGGACGUGAUCUCAACAAACGGCGAAGACAUGACGGAGACGUUACGGAAAUCCAUUGAAGACACCAAGAAAGCGACGGGUGCUUUGACGGAGGGUCUGGACGAGUUAUCUCACGCCGUUAGCGGGCUUUUUCACUCGGCGUUGGGUUUGAGGAACGCGGCGUUGCUAGGAUUCCGCGUUGGCUCCUGCAAAUAG
Messenger RNA from Zingiber officinale, 942 nucleotides. Its product is annotated as UPF0496 protein 4-like. The transcript has a single exon. Lineage: Eukaryota; Viridiplantae; Streptophyta; Magnoliopsida; Zingiberales; Zingiberaceae. The coding region runs from base 1 to 942 and encodes 313 amino acids. The record is from RefSeq and is a predicted model, not a curated record.